GGGGCCGCAGAGCAGGCAAGCUCGGGGGAGCGGAAACUUCGCCAAGUUCCUUCCGCACCCCGGGCGCUUAGGCCUGGCCCGGCCCGCAGUGGGCGCCCCCACCCCGCACAGCUCCCGCGCCCGGAGGGGAGGCCUCCCGCUUUUGUCAGUCUCCGAGGAGUCUCAGGUCCCCAAAGGGUUAAAAACCACUUCAUCCCGGCGGAGACAUGAAAUGUAUUCGAAAUCAAUGUCAAGAACUGGUUAUUCUAAUUCUGGGGCACUGCCAGACCGGGGCAUCUGGAAUGAUCUACGUGCUUUAAAAAAAAAGGACCCGUCGCCACCAUUUUCUCCAGCUGGAAGUGUCCACUCACCGUCCACCAGCAUGGCCACGUCCUCCCAGUACCGUCAGCUGCUGAGUGACUAUGGGCCGCCGUCGCUCGGCUACACCCAGGGAACUGGGAACAGCCAGGUGCCCCAGAGCAAAUACGCGGAGCUGCUGGCCAUCAUCGAGGAGCUGGGGAAGGAGAUCAGACCCACGUAUGCGGGGAGCAAGAGUGCCAUGGAGAGGCUGAAGCGGGGAAUCAUCCAUGCGCGCGGGCUGGUCCGGGAGUGUCUGGCAGAGACGGAGCGCAAUGCCAGGUCCUAGCGGCAAGCGGCCCCGACUGGGAGGAUGAAGGAGGCCGCAGCCAGCCCCCUCAGGAACGUUCUUCGGAAACGUUAACACUUUCGUUUUGUUCUGCCAUGGUUUGUUAGGCUCUGAACCUACAGUCUCAGAAUGCGAAAAGGUUUCACAGGGAAUUAGGGUUCGCAUCUUAUGUAGUUAGGCUAACCCAGGGUUUUGUUUUAAGUGUUGAUUUAAAAGAUGCAUGUGACGUUUUUACAGCAAAUGUGUUUGCGCCCAAGAUCCCGGUGUCUCUCCCUAUCUUCUCCUUUGCAUAAUUUACGCCUUCCAGAUUGUUCUUUGCUCCUUGUCAUAAGCCCUGCCAACCCGAGGACUCGUUCCGCGCAUCACCCAGCAGCUGGUCCCGUGGCCAUGCGGCGUAGACCCUGCUUUGAGAGCCUCUCUGCUUCUGCAUUUGCAUGACUCUUAGCGCUUUGAAGUCAGUCCUAAAAUGCACAAGUUAUAAAUACACAAGAAAGAGCAACCAACCACCUCUACCAAGGACCCUGGGCACUUUUCAUAUGGAGACUCUGUAGAUUUCAGUUCUGCAUUUGCUGUAAGUUGAUCAGAACAUCCAGAAGAAAAUGACUAAAAUUGUUUGCAUCUUUGUAUGUAUUUAUUACUUGAUGUAAUAAAGCUUAUUUUCAUUAACAA
Molecule: messenger RNA, 1294 nt
Organism: Heterocephalus glaber (naked mole-rat)
Lineage: Eukaryota; Metazoa; Chordata; Mammalia; Rodentia; Bathyergidae
Gene: Cdk2ap1
Product: cyclin dependent kinase 2 associated protein 1
Cellular component (GO): nucleus; cytoplasm
Source: RefSeq, a predicted model, not a curated record